Verruconis gallopava is the source of this 1732-nucleotide messenger RNA. RefSeq lists its product as uncharacterized. The record is from RefSeq and is a predicted model, not a curated record. Gene Ontology annotation, molecular function: coenzyme A transmembrane transporter activity; FAD transmembrane transporter activity; ATP transmembrane transporter activity. The transcript is spliced from 2 exons. Gene Ontology annotation, cellular component: peroxisomal membrane. Lineage: Eukaryota; Fungi; Ascomycota; Dothideomycetes; Venturiales; Sympoventuriaceae. The coding region runs from base 303 to 1286 and encodes 327 amino acids.
CCUCGGCAAUGCUCGUGAGCAUGAUGAAUGACCCCCCCGAUCAACACAGCAGAAAGCCGAGCAGUGCCUGCGUGCUGCAUCACCAUUCAUUGUCUUUCCGCUUCCGACCGACUUCUCCAUCGCAGCUCACUUCUUCUCCCUUCAUCCCUACUUGUCCGACGCACUAGGAACUACGUUCACGCUCCUUUGCGGUGUAGAACAUCCUCAGCCUAUCUGACAGCCCAACUCGCUCCGUGUGUCGCAGUCGCGAAACGAAAGCCAUCUUUCAAUCUCGGUCGCCUGCAUGUCUUGUCUUUCAAUUAAUGAUGUCGCAAAUCAAGUCCACUGCAGCGCAGUCUACCCAGAAAACUCCUCCCACCUCCAGUGCCCAACAAUCUGACAAUGUCGCCCAUGCACUUGCCGGUGCGGGGGGUGGUCUAUUGUCCAUGGCGCUGACCUACCCACUAAUCACACUAUCCACGCGUGCACAAGUAGAGUCAAAGCGGGCUGCAACGUCUAACUUGGAUGCUGUGCGCGCCAUCAUUGCAAGGGAAGGGGUACAGGGUCUGUUCGCUGGAUUGGACAGCGCCCUAUUCGGCAUUGGCGUCACAAAUUUCGUCUAUUAUUAUUGGUACGAAUGGUGUCGAUCUGCCUUCGAGACUGCGGCGGUCAAGGCUGGGCGCGCCAGCAAGAAGUUGACCACCGUCGAGAGUAUGCUGGCCGGUGCUAUUGCUGGAUCUGCGACCGUUUUCUGCACCAAUCCGAUCUGGGUCGUCAACACGCGCAUGACCACGCGCAAGAGAGAGUCGGAGGGACAGAUUCUGCCUGGAGGGUCAGCGACCAAGAAGACCCCGAGCACUAUUGGUACGCUCGUGUGCAUCAUUAGGGAUGAGGGCUGGGUGCGUCUAUUCGCCGGCGUUGGCCCAGCGCUCGUACUUGUCAUCAACCCAAUCCUCCAAUACACAUUAUUCGAACAGAUGAAGAACUUGCUGGAGCAGAGACGGAAACGGCCCAUCACGCCCACCGACAGCUUCUAUCUCGGUGCGCUGGGCAAGCUGCUAGCCACAAGCAUCACGUACCCCUACAUUACAGUCAAAAGCAGGAUGCACGUCGGCCAGGGCGGUAAAGAGGGCAUGACGGAGAGUUUGCGCAGAAUCGUACGGGAAGAAGGCUGGCAAGGUCUUUACGGAGGUAUUGUACCAAAAGUGACGCAAAGUGUGCUGACGGCCGCGUUUUUGUUUGCGUUCAAGGAUGUGUUGUACCAACAGACAAUUCGGCUUAGGAAAAGUAUUGCGGUCAAGGCUUAAACAGUCCACUUCGUCAGGCAAUCACACACAUAUUCUUUGUACGCACGGACGCGAAAGAGCAAGCAGGUACUCAAGGAAAGGGAAUUGAAUAGAGAUGCACCUCGCAUCUGAAACAUACGCAGUGUGGAAGGCGAUCAGAGCAAAUGGAUCGUUCAUCUUGGUUAAGGCAUUAUUGCUUGGGGGCGAAUAGGAUUGCACGCUAAUUCGUAGAAACGAAGAUGCGCCCCUCUUCCGCUGCUCGAAAAUGUUAUAGUAUAUACUGAAAGGCCAUAGAUGAGGGAGUAAAGGAUAUUCAACUUCAUGGAGGCUCACAAGCCCUGUCUGACGUAGCUCAACGACGGAUCAAUGCUCGGUGCUAAUCCUUGUUGUCGAUGUGACAUUAGGUGGUUGAGACGGUCAUGCGUCGUUUUAACGUAAGAUAAUGCAUAUUGCUUAAGUUUUUCCUC